This is a messenger RNA of Globicephala melas (long-finned pilot whale), 2283 nucleotides long. RefSeq names its product mitochondrial ribosomal protein S30 (gene MRPS30). Gene Ontology annotation, cellular component: mitochondrion; mitochondrial large ribosomal subunit; ribosome. Gene Ontology annotation, molecular function: structural constituent of ribosome. Gene Ontology annotation, biological process: translation. The record is from RefSeq and is a predicted model, not a curated record. Lineage: Eukaryota; Metazoa; Chordata; Mammalia; Artiodactyla; Delphinidae.
UCGGGAACCCCAGCGAACAUGGCGGCGGCCAGGUGCUGGAGGCUUGUGCUCCGUGGUUCAGGGCUGUCACUGCACACCGCGGCCGAGGCCGCCGUCAAGGCUCCCGAAGUGACCGGCCCAGAUGUCGCGGCAGCCCCAGUCGCGCGCUACCCGCCGGUCGUAGCCUCUCUGACUGCCGACAGUAAGGCGGCACGGCAGCGGCGAGUGGAGCGAUGGCAGGCCACGGUGCACGCGGCCAAGUCGGUAGACGAGAAGCUGCGAAUCCUCACCAAGAUGCAGUUCAUGAAGUACGUAGUUUACCCGCAGACCUUCGCCCUGAACGCCGAUCGCUGGUACCAGAGCUUUACCAAGACGGUGUUCCUAUCGGGCCUGCCGCCGCCGCCGCCUGCCAAGCCCGAUACCGAGCCCGCGCCGGCUCUGGACGUAGUGGCCCUGCGCGACGCCGCCUGUGAUUGCCUACUGCAGGAGCACUUCUUUCUGCGGCGCAAGAAGCGUGUGCCUCUUUACCUGGAACGUGAGGCCAUCACCUCGCCUUUCUUGGACCAGCUGGUUGCCUCCCUCACGGGCCUGCUCAGCGCUCGCAAUCCGGCCCUGGCUAACGCCGCCCUCGACUGUAAACGCCCAGUUCACUUCUACUGGUUGCGUGGUGAAGAAAUUAUUUCUCAUGGUCAUCGGAAAGGUCGAGUUGAUGCUUUGAGAUACCAAAUAAAUGAUAAACCACACAACCAGAUUCGAAUAUCCAAACAACUACCUGAGUUUGUGCCGCUGGAUUAUUCUGUACCUGUAGAAAUCCCAGUUAUGAAUUGUAAGCCAGACAAACUUCCAUUAUUCAAACGGCAAUAUGAAAAUACCAUAUUUAUUGGCACAAAGACAGCAGAUCCACACUGUUAUGGACAUACCCAGUUUCAUCUGCUACCUGACAAAUUAAAAAGGGAAAGGCUCUUGAAACAAAACUGUGCUGAUCAGAUAGAAGUUGUUUUUAGAGCUAAUGCUAUUGCAAGCCUUUUUGCUUGGACCGGAGCACAGGCUAUGUAUCAAGGAUUCUGGAGUGAAGCAGACGUUACUCGACCUUUUGUCUCCCAGGGUGUGAUCACAGAUGGAAAAUACUUCUCCUUUUUCUGCUACCAGUUAAACACUUUGGCGCUGACUGCACAAGCUGAUCAAAAUAACCCUCGUAAAAACAUAUGUUGGGGGACACAAAGUAAGCCUCUUUAUGAAACAAUCGAAGAUAAUAAUGUGAAAGGUUUUAAUGAUGAUGUUUUACUUCAGAUAGUUCACUUCCUACUGAAUGGACCAAAAGAAGACAAAUCACAGCUGUUGGUAAACUAAGAAAAAACAUUUGAUUUGAGACUUUGGGAAUACUUAAAUUUCACUGAAGGAACAAUAAAAGGAAUUUUAAUAAUGAGACUUCUGUCAAAUAUUAAAUGUACUGAUUUUCAGGCAAAUAUUUCUUAUGUUAACCUCUGAUUAGACCUUUCAUUUGGCUCAAAAUACAUCACUAAAGGAUUUAAUUUUAGAUAUAGUAUGUCGAUUAAAAAUAAUUUUACUUAUAUGUGACUAACUGAUGAGACUAAUUGAGCAGUCAUCAAUACCUGGUAUUAACUGUGUGUGUAAGCUCGUACUGCUUGCUGCAUGCCACUCACUGCAUGACAGGCCAGUAAUUUGAGAGACAAGGUGUUGGCGUAAGGAAAAAUGACAUUAUUUGGAAAGCCAGUGAGCCAAGAUGGCGGACUAACAUCCUAAAGAAUUAUUUUAAUUCAGGAUAGAAUUCUAGCUUCUUUUAUGCUAGGGAAGGGGGAAGCAGGGUGCCUGAUAAGCUUGUGGACAGUCUCCUGACUGGUUGGUAAUGAGAUAACCAGGUGGUAUUUUGGGAGUCAACAUUAAUCAGCCUUCUGGUUCCAACCUGGCUGGGGUGUAUGUGCUUGUGGUCAGCAUGUAGUUAACUUUUUCUACCUGGUGAGAAUUUUACUAUCUAUAAAACAACUGAAGUGUAUGGCUCAGAAUAUUAUCUAUAGCCCUCAAGGAGGAACUAAAGGUCUUUGACGUUGUUUUAUGGCUAAACUAUUAUUUUGUCUUGCUUGACUAUUUUCCUUUGUUUCUGCAUUGUCUCAUUUCUCUGACUAAAUUUGCUGUUUGGAACUCAGGGAAGGCCUUGGAGGCUGAAGCUUUUCUACAAACAAGAGGCAGGGGAUAUGGGGGUUCUGUACCCUGGAAGGCCCUGCAGGUCCUGCUCAGUUUUCUAUGGUUUUAAAAGUAAUAUAAAGACAAUUCAGUGCUUGAGAA